AUGUCAAGUAAAGGUCGCAAAUAUAUGAGCAAGCGUAACCGAGCUUGUGAUUCCUGCCGGACUAGGAAAGCGGCAUGUCGCAUUGACAGCGAGCCACCGUGCUAUCUCUGCACACUCCACAGAAAGGAAUGCACCUUUCAACACCAGACAAACCGGCCGCGGAGGACCAUUGGCUAUUCCGUCAACUCAAGUGGAAUCCAGGAUUCAGGCAUCAGCCCACCGGAAGUUCAGCGUAUGGCUUCCCCAUUGCAUGACUCAAUGGCAUUUGAUGCAUUGAUGUCGAUUCACAACGAACAGUCAGAUUCUCAUACUCCCAAUGGCUCUCGCAAUAUGGAGGGGAUCUUUGACGGACAACUUAACUCUUUCUCAGGAGGCUUUGAUGAUAGGGUAUGGCCUCCUGGGUUUAGCCCGGGAAAUUUCGGUUACCCGUCUCCUGGAUUGCCCAGCUUCCCCUGCGACGACGACAGGUCAGCAGAAAAUGCGCAGAGAGUAAAAAGUGAAGUCUCUCUUGAUUGCGAAAAUUCUAUGUCUCCGCUGUUUCUCGGCAUCAGCGGUGACAUGGACCCGUUUCUCUUGCAACAAUACCGAUUUGACUCGUCCGGCAACUUUCAUUUCAAAAAUCUUGAUAUCCAGUCUGUGAACUUGGGAGAAUUUCCGACACAAUUUUUACUUGCCCAACCUUCAAUCUUUUCUGUUGGCAGAGAGGAGACUGGAUGCAACAACUUAUCCACUCAACAGCAGACAGAUAGCCUUGAGGCCAUAGUCCCCGUGGAGAUCGGACAAUGUUUUGUCGAUCUUUUUGAAAAAAUCGUGCUACCACAAUAUCCAAUACUAAGUUCAUCAAAACGACUAGACCCAAUGUCCAGUCCGCCUCAUCUUCUAGCUAGUGUUUACUUGCUAGCAGAGCCAUUCACCAAAUUCCAUGAAAGACUAUGCAUCGACCUCGCCUAUGAGAAACCCUCUCCCAAAGCACUCUAUAAAAUCAUCAAGGACACACUUGCAUUUGAAAUACAUGCACCAAACAUUUCAACCAUACAGACAAUUUUUUUCCUGGUCAUUCGACCGUCUCCAAACCCCAUUGUGCAGGACAGCAGUUUCCGAUGGACCAUAUUCAGUACACUUGUCUCAUGUGCUCAUUCACUGGGAUUGCACCUUGAUCCUAAGUCAUGGCGAAUACCAGGCUGGCAAAUUUCGCAGCGGAGACGCCUAUCGUAUUGUAUUUAUACGGUUGAUAAAUGGCUGGCACUCAGUCUCGGACGUCCACCUUUAAUUAACUCCGAAAGUUGGCUCGUGACUACGAUCGAGUUAGCAGACCAACUGGGCAGCGGGAUAGAUUCCCAUGAAUGGUCAACAGUUAUGAAGCGAUCUGAACUAGAGUCUCUUCUUGAUCGAGUCAUCACUCAGCUCUACUCACCCCGAGCUGUUCAAAGCCUUUUUACAGACUUCGAGAAGACGUUUGCCAUAACCGAACCUUUACUUCAUGAUAUAGCAUCGUGGCAUCAUCAAAAUAACCGCAAUGAGAUGGACCGCACACUUGAGAUGAGCUACCAUUAUAUCAAUCUCAGUAUCAUUCGUGCAGUCUUUAGACCAUUCGUUCAGUCUUCGAUCAACUCCAAUCAAUCAGCGGGUACCCUCGCUGCACGUGAGCAAGCCCGCAUCCGGGCCCAGCACAGUAUAUCUGCUGCCGUUGUAUUUGUUCAUGAUUUGAGUCACAACGAUCUGGAAACACUGUGGCCCUCCUGGGCAGCGACGGCAUUUUCCUCGAUAUGCUUCCAAAUACUGCUCAUGGCCUCUAUUUCCUCUGACACUGCCGAGGCUACUUCAUGGGCGAGUAGCUUGCAACAGGUACGCCGAGAUAUGCGCCUCAAAGCUGAUGUCCUACCUUGCCUUCGCCUUGGAUUAUUGCGAAUCGACUCAAUAUUUUGGAAAGGGUUAGACAAUGUCUUGAAGCUGGAGGAACACAUGAAGCAGACCUUCUUAUGA
Penicillium lagena is the source of this 1983-nucleotide messenger RNA. RefSeq names its product transcriptional regulator family TF. Gene Ontology annotation, molecular function: DNA binding; zinc ion binding; DNA-binding transcription factor activity, RNA polymerase II-specific. Gene Ontology annotation, biological process: DNA-templated transcription. The record is from RefSeq and is a predicted model, not a curated record. Gene Ontology annotation, cellular component: nucleus. The coding region runs from base 1 to 1983 and encodes 660 amino acids. The transcript is spliced from 2 exons. Lineage: Eukaryota; Fungi; Ascomycota; Eurotiomycetes; Eurotiales; Aspergillaceae.